AUGGCAGAUGAAUUCAUUCGACAAUUGACACAUGAUAGUGAACAAUUUGAGACAGAAUGGGCCAAUAUAUUCAGUCGAUUGGGUCAAUUGUUUAUACAAUGUGAGACGGAAAAUGUCGACAUAGAAAUUUUCAAGAUCAAAGCAUUAGAUGCUGUAGUUGAUUAUAUUCUAGCUGAACCGAAUCCUACGAUCAAGCCAGUCUUUACUAAAUUUGCAUUUGUUGAAGCUGUAAUUAAACAUUGUGCUAGCGACCCAUUACCAUCAUUGUCGGAAAUCAUUCGUAUCGUUCGACGUAUUUUGGAUUGUGAAAUAAUUUUUAAUCAAUGGUAUCUUAGUUCAAUCGAAGCAUUUCAUUUUAAAUUUCAACUUUGUCUACGUUUAACAUCGACUCAAUCAUAUAAUUUAAUUGAAUCUUUAUUACAAAGUUUAAAAAAACAUACAUUUUUAAAUGAUCAAUCCGAUAAAACUACAGAAGAAAAUUGGAAACAAUAUAUUUCACGACGAAUAUUUUCCCCAUUGUCAUGUGAUUCGAAUAAAUUAAAUGAUGAAACGACGAUGCUUGCAAUGCGACCGAUUUUUCAACAAAUUUUUCGACAUGCAGCUCGUUUAUCCCAUCAAUCACGUGUCUGGGCAUCGAUAUUAGAUGUUUUUACACGAACAUUACCAACUUUAUUCGAUAGUUAUGUUAAUAUAGACGAUGCUCAAAUUGAUUUUUUGCUAUGUAUCGAAGAACCAAUUUCGAAUGAUUAUAUUCUAUUUAUUUCAAAAUCAUACAAUCGAAAUCCAGAUUUGAUUAAAAACAAUUUUUCUCAAGCAUUAUUAGUUAUCGAACGUCUUCUCUUGGGACAUCAUAUUCGAGAAGUACGCUAUUUUAUUGAUCAAGCAAUAUUGGCUCAUAUUGAAACAAUCAUCGAUAUAGAAGCAUUAGUUCAAAUGUUUAUUCGUGUGUGUCCAUUGAUUCCAAUCGAUUAUCGAAAAGAAUCAUGUAAGAACGUUAUUUCGAAUGUUGUCUACAAGUUAGGUCGAAUGAAAUGUUCGAAAAAAUUAGCUCCACUUUUCUUUGAUUUUGCUCUCAUUCUUCUUGAUUUAUGUGUUCUUGAAGCACCACCAUGUGCCGUAUAUUUACUUGAAAAGAAUGAGUUCUAUCCGUGGAAAGAUUUAGCACCACGUUUUACCGAUAUACUUCGUUUGUGUUCGGCUUAUGAAACGAUCGAGGUGGAAAAAACUUCUAGUGAACUUAACUCUCUCACCACUAUCCUUCAAUUGGCAGUAGAUCGAGCUAAAGCACAUGCAAUUAUCUAUCGAUCAACACAUAAAGAAGCUUUACGAGCCAUUUCUCGAUGGACAUAUACGAAUGACGAUAAUAAUAAUCGUAAAAUAUGGUCUAAUCAUGUUUAUGAUAUGGGACAAACAAUGCUUGAUUUGAUUGAUCAACGACAAGUGACGAUCGAUAUUUGUAUACAAUUCAUCGAAGCACUUCGAUUAAGAAUUGUCGACAAUGAAUCAACAGAAGAUGACAUAUCCAUCAAUCAUACGAUGAAUUCAUUCUUCCUCAAUAUUGCUGCUCAUUUAGCUAAUUACAUAGAUCUACUCAAAGUCUUGUCACAUGAUAUUCACAGUCGACUGGCAGUACUCAUUCUCAAAGCAUUAUCUCGUCCAUUUCGGUAUGAAAGUGGUCAAAUGUCAAUGGAAUAUAAUAUCGCAGAGAGACUCUGGCAUCGUCUUUGUCCCUAUCUCACCAAUGAAGCUGAUGUUCGUCUCUAUGAACCAUGCAUUCAACGAAUACAUUCACUUGCUUGUGAUGAAGAUGAAACAAAAUUCUUUCAAUGGUGGUCAAUAUUCUGGUGUUAUGUCACAAUGAAAGUACCAGAUGUUGCUGCCAAUUAUGUAGAAGAUUUCUUUCAAGAUAUCUUUGAACGCAAACAAACUGUCAUAACAUCAUUGUUGCCUAUGCUCUAUUCCAAACGACCCGAAACGUAUCAUGCACGAUUGGAUAAUAUCAUUGAUGCACUUCAUAGCAGCGAUGCUAACUCUAGCUGUUGGUUAGCUCAAAUUUUUUCUACUAUUGCACAAGAACGUGCACAAUUGAUUACAUCAACACAACUCGAUCGUGUAUUUGCCAUUAUUCAAAGUCGAACAAAUUCUUCGCAUGAUCUUCAUUAUCUCUUUCAAGGACUUGGUUCUGUAGCCAAUGUUGAACCACUUUUAUUCGAUUCUUAUCGUCCUAUAAUCUUACGCUUUGUUGUAGAAUUUCAGAGCGUGCCAGCUAUGAAAUGUCUUCAACAAUAUUUUGUUGCUGCGACUCUCAUACGUGGCCAGCAAUCAGCCACUGAGUAUCUUUCAAUUCUCAUCGAUCUACUUAAAAAGAAUACGAACAUCACAAAUGAUAUUCGUUCACAAAUUUUUCAUACCUGUCAACUAAUCGGAGUUAUUAACAAACAAGCAUUGGCAGCAAAGCGAACCGAUCUAACGGCUUUUGAUACUUAUUCAGGUUGUCGAAUUUUGAUCGAUUUUAUUGACGACAAAAGAUUGACCGAGGAAUAUCAAGCAUCCAUCAAUAAAACGCGAGAUGAAGUCGCACAAAUGGAAAAACGAGUGACGAAAACGGAAUGCAAUGUAGAGAAUGUUACGAAGAUUGUCAAAGGACAAGAACUUAAAGUGACGAAUCUUGCUGUACAAGUUGAUACUGUUGACAAUCGCUUGAGUGAUGUUAGCGAACAGGUAGCCGCACAAGCACGCGAGAUCGAACGUAUCGAUGCAAAAACUCUUAGUCAUGUUCCAGCCCACUGGGGUCGUGAAGUGAACAAACUUUUGAACCGACGUGCCAACAACGAUUGGCGUCUGCUCGGUAAACGUUUCGGCUAUUCGACCAGUGAAUUGCGUCAUUGGGCAUUGCAAGUCGAUCCAACCAUGGCUCUGCUGAACGAAUGGUUCAUGACACAUAAAACUGAUGAAGCAACCUAUGGUCUAGUGAAAAUACUUGACGAGAUUGGUCGACAAGAUGUCGCCAAGAUCAUUCGAGACGCAGUGGCUGCUGCAGGUGAUCUCAUUCCUGACGAUAUGCCCUUCGAUAUCAAACGGUUGCCUCCAGUGUUUCUGUCUUAUCAAUGGGACUUGCAACAGGCCGUGUUGAACUUGAAAAGUCAUUUGGAAGAAGCGGGCUAUGCCUGUUGGAUGGACACCGGUCAGAUGGGUGGCGGUGAUAAACUGUUCGCCAAGAUCGAUGGAGGAAUUCGUGGUGCCAAAGUCGUGAUUUGUUGCAUGAACACAGCUUACGCUCAAUCAGAAAACUGUUCACGUGAAGUACAUUUGGCCGUGACUACUGGCAAACCCUUGAUUCCUUUACAAAUGGAGAAACAAAAGUGGCCACCCGAAGGAGCAUUGGGUCCUAUCAUGAAUUUAUUAGAAACAUAA
Molecule: messenger RNA, 3414 nt
Organism: Rotaria sordida
Lineage: Eukaryota; Metazoa; Rotifera; Eurotatoria; Philodinida; Philodinidae
Source: the annotation of a GenBank genome assembly